This is a messenger RNA of Oryza brachyantha (malo sina), 1614 nucleotides long. RefSeq lists its product as uncharacterized. Gene Ontology annotation, biological process: signal transduction. NCBI's taxonomy places the organism in Eukaryota, Viridiplantae, Streptophyta, Magnoliopsida, Poales, Poaceae. Bases 267 to 1376 code for a protein of 369 amino acids. The record is from RefSeq and is a predicted model, not a curated record. The transcript has 10 exons.
UCCUUUCUUCCAUUCGCUCAUCCCACACUCCGCUCCGCUCGCUCGCUUCACCGAAACGAAAAUCCCAUCGAAAUCCAAGAGAGAUCCCGUCUCCUCUCGCUUCUCUUCUCUUCCCUUUUUUUUUUCAAACUCGCGGAAACCAACAGCCGCCGCCGCCGCCCGAGUCCUCUCGCUUUCUCUCUCCCCCGCUCCUCCGCUCCGCCGCCGGUUCGAUCCGAGGAAAGGUUCGAUCCGAGGAAGAGAGAGGUUGUCCUGAGAAGGCGGCGAUGCCGCUUCCGGAAUCGCCUCAGUGGCACCAGAAGGCCACGGAUUUCUUCUCUUCCUCCAGCUUCAAGCUGAAGCAGGCAGGGCAAUCUGCAGGGGACAAUAUAGCUGAUGUUGCUGGCAAGGUUGGUUCAGUGGUUAAGAAUCGGUGGGCUGUCUUCCAGGAGGCUCGGCAGCGACGACCACCACCAGGCGAGACUGUGCAAGAUCGUUUUAUCUCUGCUGCUGCCAAUACUGGGGUGCUUCUGAGGAAGGGUAUUUCAGAGACGAAGGAGAAAGUUGCAGUGGGAAAGGUCAAAGUUGAAGAGGCUGCUAAAAAAACUGCAGAUAAAAGCAAGACUAUUUUGAACAAUAUUGAACGCUGGCAGAAGGGAGUCGCCAGCACUGAUGUCUUCGGUGUUCCCAUUGAAGCCACUGUGCAGCGAGAGCAAUCCGGUAAAGCUGUGCCCCUGGUACUUGUGAGGUGUGCAGAUUAUCUGGUUAUAUCAGGUUUGAGUACUGAGUACUUAUUCAAAUCAGAAGGCGAAAGAAAAGUUCUUCAGCAAUUAGUUUCUCUUUACAAUGAAGAUUCAGGUGCACUUUUGCCUGAAGGUGCAAAUCCCAUUGAUGUGGCUGCACUGAUAAAGUGCUAUCUUGCCAGCAUCCCUGAGCCGCUCACCACAUUUGCUCUUUAUGGCGAGCUUAGAGAUGCACGGGUUAGCAUUGCAGAUUUAAGAAAUAUAUUGAAGAAGCUUCCAAAUGUGAACUACAUGACACUAGAGUUUGUUACAGCUCUGCUACUUAGAGUAAGCCGUAAAUCAUCACUUAACAAGAUGGACUCUCGUAGCCUUGCGGUGGAAUUUGCACCAUUGAUCAUGUGGCAGCAAGGUGAUUCUGGAACAGAUCUGCGGAAUCAUCUUAGAUUUACCCUAAAAGCACCUCCAAAAAUUGUGGAUACAACAUCAAAUACCACUGACUGGGAUCUGCUAGAUGAGGAUGAUGGGGAUGCUUCUUCCCAAAUCCCCUUGGAUGACGCUUUGCCCCCAGAUUACAGCUCAAUUGAGGUCAUCCAAUCUCUGAUUGAGCAUCACAAUGCCAUUUUCACUGAUGCAAAUGAGACCGUAUGGAGAUAGCCAGUACCGUUAGGAUUUCACUGGUGUUAUUAGCUCGUGCGAUGUGCAAGUUCCAGGUAGGAUUGAGUACUCCACAUUGUCGUCAGGGAGGCACAUUUUGGUCGAAAUACUUCGUUAAAUAGAUUUGUAUAUACACUAGUAUUAAUUCUCGACAGGAGGAAUCUAUUUGUAGGGCCCUGGCACGUAUGAUCAAUAAAGCUUUUUCUGCAGCCUUAUUGUUUUGGCUGUAAACAUGGUA